GGGUUCUUGGAUGUCGGGGCCUGGCGCCAAGGGCGCUGAUGCAAAUGCUGCCCAGGGCAACAAGAUUGCGCUCAGGAGGAUGACGCCCAAAAGGAAGCGAUUGGUGUGCGACGAGGACGACGAGGACGAGCCGGUGCAAUUCGCGGAGGCGAUGAAGCAGAGCGCGUGGAAGGGAGGGUUUUGCGUCCAAGAGAGCCCCGCCGGCGAUGUUGAUGCUCCCAAGAAUGCCUCUAGCAUCGAGGACGAGCUCCCUGUCGCUGUGGUUCCCGACGACGAUGGCAUGCCUCGGGCGAGAGCGAAAUGGCGGCCAUACGAGGGUCACGUCCCUCUUUUGCCGGACGCUCCAGCUUUUUACCCGGACAAGGAUGAAUUCUCUGACCCGAUCAAGUAUAUCAGCAGCAUUCGUCAGGACGCAGAGCCUUAUGGCAUUUGCCGCAUUGUUCCUCCGCGAUCGUGGCGUCCUCCGUGCGCUCUGGAAGAUGAAGCUCGUUCUGGGACGGUGAAGUUUACCGUUCGCAAGCAGAAGAUACACAAGUUGCAGAAAAGAAUGCAGCAGUGUAGCAGUGAUUCCUCCUCGUCGUCUCCAGUGCCCUUUGGAUUCCAGGCGGGGCCUGCUAUGUCGCUCCCAGAGUUUAGAGCGUACGCAGAGGCCUUCAUGAAGAGCUAUUUUACAACUGACGAACAGCUGACGGCGACCACCGUGGAGGAUUUUGAAGGGGAGUACUGGCGCAUCGUGGAGUGUCCGACGGAGCAAGUCGAGGUAAUUUAUGGUGCUGAUUUGGAUACAGCAAAGGUUGGGACUGGAUUUCCUAAGCCCAAACCAGAACCUGUACAAAAUGGUGCUUACGAGAAGUCAGGCUGGAACCUUAAUAACUUUGCAAGAGCCCCCGGAUCAAUGCUUUGUUUCGAAGACGCAGAAAUUUCAGGAGUAGUUGUCCCGUGGGUUUACAUCGGCAUGAGCCUGUCCUCGUUUUGCUGGCAUGUCGAGGAUCACUUUCUCUACUCCAUAAAUUAUUUGCAUUUUGGAGGGGAGAAAGUUUGGUACGGAGUUCCGAGAGGCUCUGCAACCAUGCUGGAGGACACCAUGAAGAGACACCUGCCAGAUUUGUUCAUGGACCAGCCAGAUCUUUUGCAAAAGCUGGUAACACAGUUCUCGCCAUCAAUUCUCAAAGACGAGAACGUUCCCGUUUAUAGAGCAGUACAGCGUCCUGGUGACUUUGUAGUUACGUUUCCACGGGCAUAUCACUGUGGUUUUAGCACGGGUUUCAAUUGUGCUGAAGCGGUUAACUUUGCUCCGAUGGACUGGCUUGUCCACGGGCAAGCCGCUGUCGAGCUCUACCAAAAGUUCCGGCGGAAGACGACUGUUUCUCACGACAAACUGCUCUUCGCAGCGGUUAAGGCUUGCAUAGACGCAGCCAAGACUGAUGGCGUCAGGGCUCCUUUCUGGCGGCAAACACUUGACGAUGUCGACCGACUGAGCACGCUGAUGAAAGCAUGUAAGGCAAGGAUCCAAACGGAGCACUCUAGAAGAACUUGGAGGGACGAUAUCAAGUCCCGGAAAAUGGACGCCGACUUUGAUCAUACAGAAGAAAGGGAAUGUUUGCACUGUCACUAUGACUUGCAUUUGUCCGCAGUCUCCUGCGACUGUAGCCCCGGACGGUUCGCCUGUUUGGAGCACGUCGACUUAUUGUGCAAGUGUCCGAAAGAAAGCAAGUACGCUCUUUACCGUUAUGAUCUCUCAGAGCUAUACGGCUUCCAGACGGCACUGGAGAAGCUGCUGAAAGACAUAACGGAGAAAGGCGAGUGCCUUGUGGAUGCCAGUGGUGGCGGCUCAGUAAUGUCAGUUCCUUCUAAGCACAUCGCCUCAGUCGCUUCGGCUCGAUGUAACAAGGACUCGGGAAGUAGUUCCGAAAAGAAAGCGAUGGACUCGAAAGUCAAGACAACGCCGGGAAAAGACUGUCCUCUUGUGGUUCUCAGCGACGAUGACGACUACGAAACAAACUUCGUGAAGAAAGAGGUUGAAGACGAAAAGAAUGUUUUGGAGGAGCCUGUAGAAAUCGCAACGCCGGCCCUCAAGCUAGAACUUCUCGACGUGGGGACGCUGUCGGCAGCAGGCUGGUGCAGUAAAGCUUCGAUCUUUCCUCCAGGCUUCAAGAGCCGAGUUCUUUAUUACAACUUCUUGAACUUGUCCCAGCCAUCGCAUUAUGUAUCCGAGAUCGUCGACUGUGGUGCCGAGGAGCCAUAUUUCAAGGUAUCACUCGAGAAUUCGCCGCACACUUUCGUGGACGUGUCGGCUGAUCUCUGCUGGCGAGCCAUCCAGCGGCGGCUCAACUUCGAGAUACACUCAAAGCGGAAGCUGGGAAAUUUUAACGUUCCCCGAGAAAGGCCGGUGGAAGAGAUAAGCGGCAUCGCCAUGUUUGGCUUGAGCGACCCCGCAAUCAAAAAGGUAGUGGAAGCGCUGGAUAAGAGGCACGUAUGCCGAGCUUACUGGGAGAAAACUUUCUCGACGGAACUAGAUUCUCUCGCGCUACUGAGAAAUCUAUUCCUAAAGGGAGACAAGGACGAGCUAUGGGCGCUACACAAAGUCUUGGGCGCUGAGUGGGGGAAAGAUAUGUGGAAGCAAUGCUUUCAAGCGCUGGCCGACGUUCUCGAAGGCCUCUUGGAAAGCUCGGUCAGGAAAUAAAGUGGAAUGGUGUAAAUUAUUCGUCGCAUACGUACCAAAUAAUGAUUCGUCGGA
Messenger RNA from Selaginella moellendorffii, 2737 nucleotides. Its product is annotated as putative lysine-specific demethylase JMJ16. Gene Ontology annotation, molecular function: histone H3K4me/H3K4me2/H3K4me3 demethylase activity. Lineage: Eukaryota; Viridiplantae; Streptophyta; Lycopodiopsida; Selaginellales; Selaginellaceae. The record is from RefSeq and is a predicted model, not a curated record. Gene Ontology annotation, biological process: chromatin remodeling. Bases 11 to 2683 code for a protein of 890 amino acids. The transcript has 11 exons. Gene Ontology annotation, cellular component: nucleus.